Messenger RNA from Corticium candelabrum, 2071 nucleotides. RefSeq lists its product as uncharacterized. The coding region runs from base 1 to 1941 and encodes 646 amino acids. Gene Ontology annotation, biological process: nucleoside metabolic process. The record is from RefSeq and is a predicted model, not a curated record. The transcript has 5 exons. Lineage: Eukaryota; Metazoa; Porifera; Homoscleromorpha; Homosclerophorida; Plakinidae. Gene Ontology annotation, molecular function: catalytic activity.
AUGUUUGGAUCGAUCAAGCACGAAACGCCUCAGUAUCGCGAUCACUUUGACGUUCUCAUUGUCUUCGGUGACCCACUAGACCUGGAGGCGGUACGUCGAGUGUUGGAGAACGAAAUUGAAAGCGCGUUUGUGGAGCCGAACGAUCACAUCGAGGUGAUCGAUGGUUUACGCGUUUGUCGCAAUUGGAACAACAGUCCGCUCACAGUAGCGCUCAUAGCGCAGUCAGAUGUAGGUGGCAAGGCGUGCACCAUGCCUCUCCUAGAACGAAUGACAUGUCUGUUCGAUGUUGACGUGGUUGUGAUGACUGGCGUUUGCUCUGGUGUUGACCGUGUUCACGGAGGAGUUGAAUAUGGAACGGUGGUAGUCACUACUAGCACGUCGACGGAAGGAGGGGGAGAGAAACAAAGUGAUGGAGAGGUCCUCGCUCAUGGAGAUCCAGAGAAGAUGGUUGAAGAUGUAGACGUGGUCAUUGAGCAAGCAAUUGCCAGGCUGGGAGGGCGAAGUGACUGGUUGGAGACUAUACCACAGAGUGAGAGACGCGCCAGUCCUCGAUAUGUAGAGGAGAUGAUGUUGGAUGAGGUUAUGAAGAGCAAUUACGGCGUUCACACAAGAGAUCUAUUCAGUAGACUGAAAAGCGAGGUGAUAAUGAAAGAAAUGGAUGAGAGAACGUUGAACAGUAUUUUGGAGCAAAUGGUGAACACAAAGGGAUGGGUGAGCGUUGAAGGAGGAAUCGUCAGGUGCACUGCAAGAGGAGAAGAGUAUGCACAGAAUGCAUAUGAGUUUCCUCGAGCAGAUGAGAUCAAUGUAUUGAUGGGAGAGGUUGGUAGCACUUGCGGUGUGACUGUGAAUUAUCUCGAGAUGAAACAGUACCAUAAGCAAAUCGCGAACAGGAAAUUGAAAGGAAUUGACGUGGAGGCAUAUCAAUUUAUGUCUCGCUGCAAAGAUGUUUUCCCUCAUUGUGUGCCUCUGGUGAUGAAAGGCGUCUCUGGCUAUGGAACUACAGACAAACGAGACUAUUACCAAACGUAUGCUGCCUUAACAGGAGUUGCAUUUCUGAGGCAUCUCUUAGGACUAAGACAGUUUUGUGAUCUUGUAAAUGCUAAAUGUAGAUGGGAAACAUCUCGUAAGGGUUUGGAGUAUGAAUGUGCACAAUUGUAUCAGAAGGAAAUAUCAUUAUCGAAGUCAAAUUCGGUAGCUCAAGUAGAAAUACCAGAGAAAAGUGACACACCAACAGUUAAAAUCGGCUUGACAGCAGAUUGUGCUUUUACAGAUACAUCUCUCCAUCAUGUGUCUCUGCAUCAUUAUGACACCAGUCCUGUCAUUGUCAUCCAUCCUUUCCUUGGCUUCCAUCCUCUUAUUGGCAUCAGUCGUCUCCCUAGAUCUUCAAUUGCUGCUAGUGAGGAUUUUGAGCUGCACAUCAAGUCUAAAAGGAAUGAUGGCACAGUAACAACAAAAGAAGCAAAAGUUGCUGUUUACUCUGAGGAGGAAAUCAAGGAAGCAAAAGCAAAGAGCAGAGAGACACGUACUGUAGUAACACAACUAGUUGAUGAUGAGCUAUUCGAAGAUAGUCUUGGUGACCUGCUGGUCUCUAAAGAAUUGGAAGUAGAAGAAUACUGUCAAUUUUGUCAAUCAGGAAUCUUGCCUGAAUUUGAGGCUGUAAAACCUGCUGUUAUUAUACAUGGUCAGAGUCAGUGGUAUGAGAUUGGACUUGAGUUGGGACUGAAGGACAAUGAGAUUAGAACAUCUACUCAUACUAUUCCAACUGCAGCCGGAAAGUUGCUGGCUGUUAUCAAGGCAAAGAGGACACAAGUAGGGAAAAGCAGAACGGCAAAGGAUUUGUUGAGGGCGUGUCAUCGAAUACCCACACCUAUAGACAAGGAAGUGGAAGAUGAAUUAAAGAAACUGAAUGGUAGUUGCACACCAACAGGAAGCUAUGACUGAAGUGAAACAUUAGUGUAGUAACAUUUACCUGGCUCACUAGAAAUCAGGAAACAUUUUUAUAGAUAAAUGAUCUGUUUGUUAUUUUAAUUAAUCUUACUAUAUCUGUAGUCUUCCUAAAGGAAACUGCACA